Zea mays is the source of this 1005-nucleotide messenger RNA. RefSeq names its product transcription initiation factor TFIID subunit 9B. Gene Ontology annotation, biological process: DNA-templated transcription initiation; RNA polymerase II preinitiation complex assembly. Gene Ontology annotation, molecular function: protein heterodimerization activity; RNA polymerase II general transcription initiation factor activity; transcription coactivator activity. The coding region runs from base 27 to 704 and encodes 225 amino acids. NCBI's taxonomy places the organism in Eukaryota, Viridiplantae, Streptophyta, Magnoliopsida, Poales, Poaceae. The transcript is spliced from 2 exons. Gene Ontology annotation, cellular component: transcription factor TFIID complex; SAGA complex. The record is from RefSeq and is marked provisional.
CGCCGAAACCCCACCCCGCACCACUCAUGGACGCCGCCGGCGCGCGUCCAUCGGCACCGUCGGCCGCUGCUGCCGCAGUCGCCGGGGCCUCCGUCGCGGACGAGCCCCGGGACGCGCGGGUGGUGCGGGAGCUCCUGCGCUCGAUGGGUCUCGGUGAGGGCGAGUACGAACCCCGCGUCGUGCACCAGUUCCUGGACCUGGCCUACCGAUACGUCGGAGACGUGCUAGGGGACGCCCAAGUCUACGCCGACCACGCCGGGAAGGCUCAGAUCGACGCCGACGACGUCCGCCUCGCCAUCCAGGCCAAGGUCAAUUUCUCCUUCUCCCAGCCGCCGCCGCGUGAGGUUCUCCUUGAGCUGGCCCGCAGCCGAAACAGAAUGCCGCUGCCCAAAUCAAUUGCUCCUCCUGGCUCAAUUCCCCUCCCGCCUGAGCAGGACACACUGUUGGCCCAGAACUACCAACUCCUGCCUCCGUUGAAGCCGCCACCUCAAUAUGAGGAAAACGAGGAUGAGAAUGAAGAAUCCAACCCAAGUCUGACACCGAACCCGGCAAAUUCUAAUCCAACCUUCUCGCAGGAUCAGCGGAGUAACGAGCAACAGCACACUCCCCAGCAUGGCCAGAGGGUUUCAUUUCAACUCAAUGCUGUGGCAGCUGCUGCUGCAAAGCGACCUCGGAUGACCGUCGACCAGCUGAACAUCGGCUAACCAGUUAUCGUUGGUUAGACUGUAGUAUCAUUUUCCCCCAUCUUUUAGUGUGGUGAAUCAUGUUUCGAAGAGAUUUAGUGUUGUAGUGGUAUGAUCUUAUUUACCACCCACCUAUUUAACCACGAGAUGUGCAGUACAGCAGCAGCAUCAUAAAGUUUCUGACUGCAAGAACGUUGCUGUAGGGAAGGAAAGUAACUGUGCUAGUAGUGUACUUGCUUACUUAAAGGUUAAUAUCUGCCAAAAUUGUAUCUGGGUCUACAUAUUCUUAGCUUCAUGUCAAGAGGGCAAAUAUUGCAUUGUC